AUGCGGAGGCGCGGGCCACCAGCGAUCGGAGCUGUCGUCGCCCUGUUGCUCUGUUAUGGCGCGCUGUCUGCCGGCGGCGUGCUGCUGACCGGCGUAGUAGACGAUGACGGAGACGGCUACGACUCGACGAGUCCGCAACUUCCGGACGAGACGUCGUGGAACAACACCGUCCGCAUGUCCGUACUUCUUCCGGGCAACUCGUCGUACCUGUUCUCCCUGGCCCGGGUGCGGCCUGCCGUCGAACUGGCCGUGUCCCGGUCGUCUCGCGAGUUCGGCUGGCAGUUCCGCGUCACGUACCGGGACUCCGGCUGCCAGUCUCCGCUGGCGACGAUGCACGCGGUCCGAGACCACGCGCGUGGCGCGGCGCACGUUUUCGUGGGGCCCGCGUGCGACUACGCCGCCGCUUCGGUGGCUCGCCUGCUCAAGUUUUGGCGCUUGCCGAUGGUGACCGCGGGCGCGCUGGCGUACGACUUCUGGGACAAGAUGCACGAAGGCAGCGAGUACUAUCUGAUGACUCGCGCGGGACUGUCCUUCUCCGGUCUGUGCCAGGGGUUCCUGGGGCUUUGCCGUCGCUUCGGCUGGCGUCGCAUGCUCAUUCUCUUCGAGUCCGAGGCGCGAAAGGAGUCGCACGGCGACGACUACUGCUUCCUGUGGGCCAAGGCCAUGGCGCAGUUGCUCCGCAACUCCUCGGAUAACUUUGAGUUCGACGGAGUGAAGCUGGACAAGAGGACUCCGCUGAAGCAGCAGCUCAUCAAGGCGGCUUCGACAAAAUGGUCCAGUGAGUACAAAUGA
This is a messenger RNA of Rhipicephalus sanguineus (brown dog tick), 792 nucleotides long. RefSeq names its product atrial natriuretic peptide receptor 3. The transcript has a single exon. Lineage: Eukaryota; Metazoa; Arthropoda; Arachnida; Ixodida; Ixodidae. The record is from RefSeq and is a predicted model, not a curated record. The coding region runs from base 1 to 792 and encodes 263 amino acids. Gene Ontology annotation, molecular function: signaling receptor activity; peptide hormone binding.